This is a messenger RNA of Malus domestica (apple), 663 nucleotides long. NCBI's taxonomy places the organism in Eukaryota, Viridiplantae, Streptophyta, Magnoliopsida, Rosales, Rosaceae. The record is from RefSeq and is a predicted model, not a curated record.
GCGGAUCCACAGUGGGGUCGUCGGGGUCGCACGACCCCUUGGAAAGCAUGGAAACAACCUUGAAGCUCCCAUACGCGACCUCUUGGAACUGGGGUCGUCGGGGUCGGAGUCACACGCCAAGUGUUCGACAAAAAUCCUGAACGAAGCUCGGCACUGCAGGAAGAGGAAGAAGAAGAAGCAAGCUAUUACUAUGCCAUACGGAUAUGCUUGAGUUUGCAUCCAUUGAUGACUUCUGCAAUACCACAUUUGAUCCGUCUUUUGUUUCCCUAAGCCGGAUGUUGGAUGCUAUGGCGCUUCUCAUUCCUCACCUUAAAUGCAAUUGUGUGCAGGUGAUGAAGAGACCCGGUGUAAUUAGAAGACCGCUCGAGUUUGAGGAGGUGAAUCCUCAAGGAAAAGUAGAGGAUCACAAACAGAGUGGAAAGAAACAGAAACAGAAAAAGAGGAAUAAGAGUAACAAGAGUAAAAGCGGUAGUGACAGAAUUGUGACAAAGAUGAAAGAGUUAGAAGAGAAGACAGAUCGAGCGGAGAUGCUUAAUCUAUGCGUGCUGGUAGAAAUUCAAUUGCCAUAAUUUUUGUAUCUUUUAAUUCUUUUCUCUUCUCCUGUGUUGCAUGCAGUAGUUUGGUAGAAACUGUAUCAGCUAUGUAUUAAAGCCAUUUAACUUA